Messenger RNA from Dissoconium aciculare CBS 342.82, 3315 nucleotides. Its product is annotated as DNA repair helicase. NCBI's taxonomy places the organism in Eukaryota, Fungi, Ascomycota, Dothideomycetes, Mycosphaerellales, Dissoconiaceae. Gene Ontology annotation, molecular function: ATP binding; DNA helicase activity; DNA binding. Gene Ontology annotation, cellular component: nucleus. Gene Ontology annotation, biological process: nucleobase-containing compound metabolic process; establishment of sister chromatid cohesion; vacuolar proton-transporting V-type ATPase complex assembly. The transcript is spliced from 3 exons. The record is from RefSeq and is a predicted model, not a curated record. Bases 1 to 3315 code for a protein of 1104 amino acids.
AUGGUGCUUCUGACAUUGACGCCGACUGCCAAAGCAGCUUUACAAGAAUACCACAAGGCUUUACCGAAUUUGGACGAGGCCGCAUUGAAGAAUCGAGAUCAUUGGGAGAAGUUGUCGACGGCAGAAGUUGGGACUCCAGUUGAUCAUCAUGACCUCUUGAUGGUCGCUAAAUAUUUUGCGGCGCAAAAUGAUGAGACAAGUUCACAGUCGCAAACACGAAGAUUGGAUGUGCUCCUUCGAGGUGCAGCAGUCUAUCAACCACCACCGCCACAAAAGUCGGAACCAACCUCGGAAUAUAAAGCCUUGAUGCGAAGACUUCGCGUUGAAGAAGAACAAAGACAGUAUGAGCGUAUGAUCAACCCGGCGCCAAAGACGGAGAGUUUUCGUCAGCGGUUCCCGGGGAAAUCGAACACUCUCGGUCCAUUCGCUCAAGCCACAGCAGAAGACAUUGAUGAAGUUUCAUUUGCGGACGUUAAUCGUCAGAUGAUUCUGAUCAUCAACGUCCUCAUCUCUAUCAUCUGCUGUAGCGUAGCCAUUUGGAUGGCCGCUCGUCGCUGGAGUGUACCGCAGCGACUCGGACUGUCUUUUUCUGGCAGCGCAAUUGUCGCCGUGGCAGAAGUUGCCAUCUACAUGGGUUACAUCAAGCGAAUCAAGGAUGCAAAGGCUGUGGAAGCAAAGCACAUUGAGAAGAAGGAGAUUCUUGAUACGUGGAUUAUCGACGCCAAACCGAAAGAUUCGACAAAGGUCGUUUCCAAAUACAUCUCCACGCAGGACAUGAGCCGUGAGAACUUUUUUGAACACGACAAGCGAUCGGUGGCCAUGUCGGCCAAAGACUUUCAUCAUCCGUUUGUGCCGUAUAGCAUCCAACAACAAUUCAUGGAGGCACUCUAUGAUUGCAUUGACGCAGGCAGUGUUGGUAUAUUCGAAUCUCCAACAGGCACAGGGAAAUCCCUGAGUCUGCUGUGUGGCGCCCUUACAUGGCUCCGAGAACAUAAGCGAAAAGCUUUUGACGAAGCCAUCGCCAAGAUCGAGAUCGACGAUGAUGAGCCAGAAUGGAUGCUCAACCAUGCCAGAGAGGAACGCAGGCAGCAGAUACACGACAUGCGAGCACAUCUUGAGGCCCGUUUGACAACGAUUCGUGAAGCCGAGAAGCGUAAACGAGAGCAAUUGGUCAUGUCUGAUGCCAACCCUAAGCGGCGGAAGGAAGCACACCGUGUUGCCGCUGCUGAAGAUGACGAGGAGCAAUUCAUACUUGAUGAUUAUGAAAGCGACAAGGAAGAUUCUCGACAGCAGUCACAGUAUUCUACAGAGACGCUUAAAAUGCUUGAGAAGCUUGGUAUGCUUCCGUUGGAAAGUGGAAAGGGUGCUGAUGAAGAGGUCGUUGAAGAGACUAAAAUUUACUUCUGCUCGAGAACCCACUCUCAACUAUCUCAGCUUACUGGCGAAUUACAAAGGAUCAAGUUGCCGCCUGGAUUACCACCGGAAGACAAAGAUGAUACCACACUUGUAGAAGAGCUCAAACAUCUCACCUUAGGAUCUCGAAAGAACCUUUGCAUCAAUGAGAAAGUUGUGAAGCUUCCUACACAGACAGCCGUGAAUGAGCGUUGCAUCGAGCUUCAACAGAGCAAGACAUCUGCAACACAGAGGUGUCCAUAUCUCCCACGCAAGGAGAACGAAGAUGUCGUUCUCGAUUUUCGAGAUCAUGCCCUCGCCAAAAUCCGAGACAUUGAAGAUCUGGCGGACUUGGGUCAGCGAUUGCAAAUCUGUCCAUACUAUGCUUCUCGGCCUGCCAUAAGCGCGGCUGAGAUUGUCACAUUGCCUUACCCCUUGCUGCUCCAGAAAUCGGCGCGUGAGGCGUUGGGCAUCUCCUUGCGCGGCCAUGUAGUCAUUAUAGACGAAGCACACAACCUGCUGAGUGCGGUCGAGGGCAUUUAUUCGGCUCAAGUGACGGACAUUCUAAUGAAACGGGUCAAGGAGGCCUUGAUUGUAUAUCUGAAGAAGUUCCGCAAUCGACUCAAGGGUAGUAACAGAGUGUAUGUUGCUCAACUGGUGCGUCUACUAGACUCUUUGAUCAACUUUACUCAAAACGUGCAGAAGAACACCCUCGGCAACACGAUAGCACCAAGCGUAUUGCUGAGCGGUCAAGGCGUUGAUCAAAUCAAUUUAGCCAAGCUGGUCCGAUACAUCAAUGACAGCAAGCUUGCAAGGAAGGUGGAGAGCUAUGCUGCACAUCUCGCGCAAGAGGCACAGAAGACGGAAUCACACUCGAAGGCUAGCUCGAACAGCUCCACCGACGUCCCGACCUUGAUGCAUGUGCAAAAUUUCCUGAUGACACUCAUGAAUCCUUCCAAAGAGGGAGCCUUUCUCUGGUCAAUGGAAAACCAGGUGGUUACUCUACAGUAUUUGUUACUCAACCCUGCAGAGCACUUCAGAGACAUCGUCGAAGAGGCUAGAGCUGUCAUACUCGCCGGCGGAACCAUGUCCCCAAUGGACGAGUACAAUCAACAAUUGUUUCCAUAUCUCACGGACAAGGUGCGAACGUUUUCCUGUGGCCAUCUAAUUCCGCCUUCAAGCCUUCUCAUUCGGACGAUAGGCAUUGACGAUGAAGGUCGGGUCGAAUUUACGUUCAAAACUCGAAACAGAGCGAACUUUGCCCGUGCAGGCCGCGCAAUUGAGAAGGUUGCACAAGAGGUCCAAGGAGGUCUCGUGAUCUUCUUCCCAAGCUACGGCCUUCUCGAUGAUGUGGUUCGCACAUGGAAGGAGGAACCGAUCAUGGCGAGGUUGCAAAAUUCAAAGCGGGUCUUCCUCGACAGCCGAGACAUCGCGGCCGAAGAGACUUUUCGCGCAUACAGCGACGAAGUCCGCAAUUCUGGCACUGCGAUUCUCUUGUCCGUUAUUGGAGGCAAGCUAUCAGAGGGCAUCAAUUUUUCGGAUGAACUGGGCCGCUGCGUGGUCGUGAUAGGUUUACCAUAUCCCAACCUACAGACACCCGACUGGCAGGCCAAAUUGAACUAUCUGGAGGCAAGAGCGGCGUCAGAUGGCCAGCCGCGCGGUCAAUCGAGCAGAGAACAUGCAGAGAACGUGUGUAUGAGGAGCGUCAAUCAGGCAAUUGGGCGAGUGAUUCGGCAUAAGAAUGAUUGGGCUAGCAUUUUGCUGUUCGAUGCUCGAUAUAGCGAUGCCCGCAUUCAAGCGAAAUUGCCUGGCUGGAUCAGAGCUGCCACCACAACUACCACGGCAUCGAGCAAUGUGACAGAUGUUGCGAAUGCUUUGUCCUCGUUUUUUGCCUCGAGGCAGCGGUUGAUGGAAAGUGCUUGA